Messenger RNA from Trachymyrmex cornetzi, 1373 nucleotides. Its product is annotated as pancreatic triacylglycerol lipase. Gene Ontology annotation, biological process: lipid catabolic process. The coding region runs from base 413 to 1363 and encodes 316 amino acids. Gene Ontology annotation, molecular function: lipase activity; serine hydrolase activity. Lineage: Eukaryota; Metazoa; Arthropoda; Insecta; Hymenoptera; Formicidae. The transcript is spliced from 6 exons. The record is from RefSeq and is a predicted model, not a curated record.
GACAUUUUCCUGUCAGGAUUUUUUGCUCUGUCUUAUCUUUAGAAUACGCUUUGUGAAAGUAUUGUGGUUAUGAGACACUCUGUAUAUUAUACCUUUUUUUAAUUUCUUUAUCCCUUCACAUUUAUUACUUCUGUAGUAUUUGUUUUGAAUAAUACAAAUUGUAUCGAGCAAGUGAUUAUCUAUUCAGUGUGAUUCGCAUUGUUUAAAAUACACGUAUCAGAAAAGUAAUGCAAAUAAUUCGCAAUACUGAGUUACUUUACGAUGUUUGUAAAAUUAUCGGUUAAUUAGCCCGUUUCGACGCUGAUUUUAACGUCGCCCGCGAUAUGCACGCACGAGAUUGCACAUUAUUUGUUUCAGUACAAACCUCGGUUUGCGCCAAAGAUACGAUGGCUACGGAGAGGAUUGGAUUUUUAUGCCUGACGGCAAUGGACAGCCUCAAGUAGCAGUGUUAAAAAUCCAAGACAAUGAAAGGAGAGGCGUAUUAAAUUCAGAAAUAGCUUACAUAAUUUACACUCGAUCUAAUCCGGAAAAAGGUAUACGAGUGACUCUAAAUGACACCUCGAAUCUUGCUGGUUCCGACUUCAAACCCUCGCGAAAAACGAAAUUCAUAACUCACGGAUGGAAGUCGAGCGCCAUGAGUACCAGUCUUAUCAACAUGAAAGAAGCUUUUCUCACUCACGGCGAUUACAACGUCAUCCUUGUGGACUGGGAACCGUUGGCUGCGAGCACAUUUUAUUUGGGACCGAUGCAUAACACCGCAAGGGUCGGGACUAACGCCGCCAACUUUAUAGACUUCUUAGUGAAAGAGACUGGACUGAAAACGGAAGACGUUCACUUUAUCGGUCAUUCCCUUGGUGCACACGUGGCUGGGAAUGCGGGCGGUGCGACGACUUCCGGGAAAUUGAGCAGAGUAACAGGUUUGGAUCCAGCAUUGCCGGGAUUCCACAUACUCGCCUCCGAGAAAACUCGCUUGGAUCCCACAGAUGCAGUAUUCGUCGACGUCAUACAUUCCUGUGGCGGUGUGUUAGGCUUUCUUCAACCGCUUGGAAAAGCAGAUUUUUAUCCAAACGCUGGUACAGCGAUUCAGCCCGGAUGCUGCUGCGUUCCUGAAAUAAUGGAGGCUUGCAGUCAUGGGCGGUCAUAUGCAUACUUUACGGAAAGUAUAAAUUCGAAAACAGGACUACUGGCUAAGAAAUGCGACAACUGGGACUCAUACUUAAGCGGCAAAUGUGACAAUUCGCAAGUAGUACUCAUGGGAGAACAUGUUGAACAUACCGCCGAGGGUCUAUAUUUUCUUAAAACGAGAUCAGAUCCGCCUUAUGCGCAUGUAUCAGAAGUAACCAACAAUAAUGUAUCUAAAUGAAAAUUAUAUA